AGGAAAAAACAGCACCGAAGAAGAAAGUGUCUUACCACGCAGGCGCAAUCAUAAACUACUAGUGACAUUACCGUGUUGAGGGUGUUUUGCUAAAAAUUAAUAGGUGGAGAAUUUUUUUGUGUAUUUCCGUUAUUCUAACUGGGCUAGAUAACGGUACACUUUAAAUGAAGGCGCGUGAAUAACAGACUGCUGCAAACAUUGGGAUAUAAAGUGCUUUUUGGCUGUCUUCAAACCGACGUUGAGCGAGUAAAGUGAUGCAACAUGGCAGCAGCGGCUGUCAAUAGGGGCUUUCUUUCAGCAUUAAGGACUCAAAGUUGGUGUCAGACCCGAGGACUUAACUCGUUAGCUGAGAGGACAGUCAGUCGUGUCUCCUCUGCUGUGAUAUGUAACCACGAGGCUGCAGGAGGACACACAAGCCCGGACAGGAGAGCUCAAGCUGGGGAGAGAAGAAGAAGAAACGGUCGGGACAGCAACAGAAGCUCCUCUUUGCUCACCUCCGUGUCGGUGGGUUUGGGGCUCUGUGGUGCUGCGCUUCUGGACACUGAAAAAGACCUAACGGGGGACAAAGAAGUGGCAAUAUCCCGGGGAUUUCUCCAGCACAUCCUCCCAUCGGCUCAGUGCGCUUCUCCCUUCAAACCAGACGGCCCCCGAUUUAAGUACAACUUCAUCGCAGAUGUGGUGGAAAAAUCCACUCCAGCUGUGGUGUACAUUGAAAUCGUGGGCAGACACCCGUUCUCAGGGCGAGAGGUCCCAGUGUCAAACGGCUCCGGUUUUAUCAUCAGCAGCGAUGGUCUCAUCGUCACUAAUGCCCACGUUGUAGCCAACAAGCGAGGUGUCCGUGUGAAGCUCACCAAUGGAGAGACGUAUAAUGCCACCGUGCAGGAUGUCGACCCUGUGACUGACAUCGCCACCAUCAAAAUCUCUGCGAGGAACCCGUUACCCACUCUCACACUCGGCCAGUCGUCUGACGUCCGACAGGGAGAGUUUGUGGUUGCUAUGGGAAGCCCGUUUUCGUUACGAAAUACAAUCACAUCGGGGAUCGUCAGCUCAGUGCAGAGAGGCAGUAAGGAGCUGGGCCUGUCCAACUCCAACAUGGAGUACAUACAGACCGAUGCAACCAUUGAUUUUGGAAAUUCUGGAGGUCCCCUCGUUAAUCUGGAUGGUGAAGUCAUUGGUAUAAACACCAUGAAGGUUACUGCUGGCAUCUCCUUUGCAAUUCCAUCUGAUCAUGUGAGGCUUUUUCUGGAGAAAGCAGCCAAAAGAAAAAGCACUUGGUUUCAUAAGGAUGAGACGAAGCAGCGGUACAUUGGUGUUAUGAUGCUGACGCUGACGCAGAGGAUCAUUGCUGAGCUGAGGUUGAGAGACUCAUCUUUUCCGGAUGUGACUCACGGUAUCCUGAUUCACAGGGUAAUCAUGGGCUCUCCAGCUUACAGAGCUGGCAUGCAAGCCGGAGACAUUGUGCUGGAGAUAAACGGGGCCAAAGUGAACACCUCAGAGGAGAUCUACCAGGCCGUCCGCAGCAGCGACAAAAUCACUAUGCAGGUGCAGCGAGGACAAGAGUUACUCCGCCUUCACAUAACUCCCGAGUAUAUAGAUUAAUGCAAACCGCAUUAUUUCAUGUCAGCCGCUGGCCAGAAUGAGACGUUAGCUUGUGUAUACCAGAAAACUGUGAAUGCUUACAGUAACUGUGUUCAAAAGAAAAUGUUUGCUGUUUAAUAAAUUGAUUUUAUGUAAAAGUUUUCUUAUAUUCUCCAGUAUUUCACUAACUUUUGGAGGUGUCAGCUUACAGUGAAUGUGUAGGCAUUUUAGCCACAGUAAGUGUUACCUGUUUAAAACUACACUGGUGCAGUCUUCAUGGUGCCAUUUUUCAUUAAAUGGUAAAAACCAUGUCAUGCUGACUGAUUAUUCAUGGAGGGGUUCUCAGUGAAUUCUACCUCUACUUUCUUACUUAUUGCUCAGAGUAGCCAAACUUGUGUCUCUUGUAAUGAUUUGUGUCCAAAAUGCAUUAUUUGUAAAAUAAAAGCUCACGGAGCCUGAGAGGGUGCACUUUAUUAAAGCCAUUUAAUGUUGUUAGGACAGCAAAAGGAAGCAAGAGAGACCCAACACUAUGGCAAGGAUGAAUGGUAUUAAACUGACUACCAUUACAUGAGCACAGAAGUCACAAAUGUUGCCGCUAUGAUGACGAUGAUGAGAGUAACAUAUGAAGUCGCACUGAUUUGAACUGCUUUGAGUAUGUCACACACAGUAAGGACCAAAAAGGAAAAAAAAGACAUGAAUUCAAUUCAUGAAUGUUUAAAAUGCCAAUCCUGCAUGAGAAGUAAACGUGAGGAGGUUAUUUGGAUUUCAUUGAGCACUCUGAAGCCAUAAUGAGCAAAAUAGAAUUUCCCUGGUAUAUGUACAGUAACACACACUUACAGUAAAGUAAUAAAGUGACAUGUACUGGACUGCUACACAAUUUCAUGUAUUAACCUCAAAGACUGAUAGCUAAUAAAUUGAGAUAACAUUUAUUAAACAAUAUUUUAAACAAUAUAUUCAUACUUCUGGACUAAAGACAUCUUAUUAGGUACGAGUACUACAACAUACAAGUAUGGGAGGAAAAAUACAAUUGUUCAACAAACCCCAUUAAAACUACUUUAAAAAGGCUUAAUAUAUAUUGCUGGUAAUAUUUUUUCUUUUUAAGAAAAUAUAAAUUGUGCGACUGAAGCUUACAAUACACUGCUGGCAGUGGCGCCAGAUUCUGUGGUGACCAGCUGGGAAUGGGUCAUCCGUCAAGGCGCCGUGUGCUGAGAAACUCCCAGGAAGAGAGGGAAAGAAGAAAAAA
Oreochromis niloticus (Nile tilapia) is the source of this 2821-nucleotide messenger RNA. RefSeq names its product serine protease HTRA2, mitochondrial. Gene Ontology annotation, biological process: proteolysis; programmed cell death; positive regulation of apoptotic process. NCBI's taxonomy places the organism in Eukaryota, Metazoa, Chordata, Actinopteri, Cichliformes, Cichlidae. The transcript has 8 exons. The coding region runs from base 262 to 1599 and encodes 445 amino acids. Gene Ontology annotation, cellular component: mitochondrion. Gene Ontology annotation, molecular function: serine-type endopeptidase activity; protein binding. The record is from RefSeq and is a predicted model, not a curated record.